AUGGCGGACCGGCGGCGGCAGCGCGCCUCGCAGGACAGCGAGGACGACUCGGACUCGGCCGCGUCCGAGAGCGCCGGCUCGGCCGAGAGCGAGGAUGGCAUCGAAGGAGACGCCGUGCUCUCCGAUUACGAAAGCGCCGAGGACUCGGAGGCAGAGGAAGAGGAUUACAGCGAGGAAGAAAGCGCCAAGGUGGAAUUGAAGCAGGAUAGCAACGAUUCCUGCGAAUCUGCAGCAAAAGCAGAGAAAGGGGAUGAGAAACAUGACUCCAAAGGCGCUGUGACCGGCGAGAGGCAGAGCGGGGACGGGCAGGAGAGCACUGAACCCGUUGAGAAUAAAGUGGGGAAAAAAGUUCCCAAGCACCUGGAUGACGAUGAGGAUCGGAAGAACCCGGCCUACAUCCCCCGCAAGGGGCUCUUCUUUGAGCACGACCUCCGAGGGCAGACUCAGGAGGAGGAGGUCAGGCCGAAAGGGCGGCAGCGGAAGCUGUGGAAAGACGAGGGCCGCUGGGAGCACGACAAAUUCCGGGAGGACGAGCAGGCCCCCAAGACCAGGCAGGAGCUCAUCGCCCUCUACGGCUACGACAUCAGGUCGGCCCACAACCCCGACGACAUCAAGCCGCGGAGGAUGCGCAAGCCCAGGUUCGGGAGUCCUCCUCAGCGAGACCCAAGCUGGCCCAACGAGAGGCCGAAUAAAGCGGGCAGAGCGGCGCCGGAGAGCGCGUGCGCGGCGCCGCGCGCCUUCGGCAGCAGGAGCCCCGGCGGCGCGGGCAGAGCGCCCCCGGGCAGGAGCCGCCCGGGCGCCUACAAGGAGAGCCGCCCGGGCUACCGGGCCCCCGAAAGCAGCGGCCCGCACCUCUCUCGCAGCGGGGAGCAGGCCAAGCAGGAGAGCGGCUACCGGGGCAAGCGCGGGGAGCAAAGCGCCGCGCGAGACGAGUCCCCCGAGACGGAGGCGGCCCCCGCGCACGGCGGCCCGGGCAGGGACGAGGUUGCUUUGGAAAGCCAGGGCGCGGGCGCUGACGCGGCGCAGCCGCCGCCGGACAGGCCGGUUGAGAAGAAGUCUUAUUCCCGGGCGAGGAGGACCAGGAUUAAAGCUGGGGAUGCGGGAAAGCUGGCGGAGGAGAUUCCUGCUUCGGAAGGGCUGGCGCCUGCGCCGCCAAAACCAGUCCAAGUGGAGGCAUCCCCCCCACCAGCCAAGAGCAGCAACUGGGAGUCGCCCGUAGAAUCCAGCUUGGAUGGACUGGAGCAAGAGAUGACACAAAUGAGUCUCACCGAGCAGAGCUGGAGCCCGGGGCAGUCGCAGUUCAUGCAAUCCCGGGAGCUGAGGGGUAUUCCCAACCAUGUGCACGUGGGGAGCGGGCCGCCGCCGCCGCAGUUCAACAGGAUGGAGGAAAUGGCCGUGCAGGGGGGCCGCGUGAAACGCUACUCGUCGCAGCGGCAGCGGCCGCCCGUGCCGGAGCCCGGCCCCGCCAUGCACAUCAGCAUCAUGGAAGGGCACUACUACGACCCACUACAAUUCCAGGGACCAAUCUACGCGCACGGCGAGAACCCUGCCCCGCUGCCUCCCCAGGGCAUGAUCGUGCAGCCCGAAAUGCACCUCCCUCAUCCAGGUUUACAUCCCCACCAGACCGCGGCCCCCAUGGCCAACCCCGGGCUCUACCCUCCUCCCGUCUCCAUGCCUCCGGGUCAGCCGCCUCCGCAGCAGCUACUGGCGCCGACUUAUUUCUCCCCUCCUGGAGUCAUGAAUUUUGGGAACCCUGGCUACCCUUACCCGCCGGGAGCGCUGCCCCCGCCGCCCCCUCCUCACCUCUAUCCCAACACACAGGCCCAGUCCCAGGUGUACGGCGGCGUCACCUACUACAACACGGUCCAGCAGCAGGUGCAGCCCAAGCCCUCCCCGCCGCGACGGACGUCCCAGCCCGUGACCAUCAAGCCGCCGCCUCCCGAGGACGGCAAAAGCGAGAAGUCCAAGGAGAGGAGCAACACGUAGGGCCGUGGCCGCGGGAGUCCCAGCACCAGCCUCGGCACCUCGGCGAGGAGGAAGCUCCUUGGAAAAGGCUCCUUCCCUGCGCCGGGGUGAGGCAGCAGCCUGGAAUCUGCUGCAGUCUCGUGCUCGGAGCCCGGCCCCUUCCCGCUCUGGUUUUCCCAGUGCCCUCCUGAAAACCGUGUCUCUUGCUGCUCAUCUGCCCUCCUUUCUCCUGCCCUCACUGGGGCACGUGGAAGAAUCGACCGCCGGAGUGGGGCCUUGGCCACAAGUUCUCGCAGCCUCUCCCCUUUACUAAGCACCCGCCCUUUCCCCUUUCUAGGAUGUUAAACUACAAAGGCUUGAUUAUGGUCUCUGUUUUUAUUUAAGAAAUGAAGCAGCUCCCUCAGUAAAGCUGAUUUGUU
Messenger RNA from Nothoprocta perdicaria, 2384 nucleotides. RefSeq names its product CASC3, exon junction complex subunit (gene CASC3). Gene Ontology annotation, molecular function: mRNA binding. The coding region runs from base 1 to 1986 and encodes 661 amino acids. The transcript has 13 exons. Gene Ontology annotation, cellular component: exon-exon junction complex. Gene Ontology annotation, biological process: mRNA processing. The record is from RefSeq and is a predicted model, not a curated record. NCBI's taxonomy places the organism in Eukaryota, Metazoa, Chordata, Aves, Tinamiformes, Tinamidae.